AUGGCUUGUCUAGGACCGAACUCCGAUCUUGCGAGGGCGGGGCAGGCUGUGGCAUUCGUGAACCACGGCAAGCGAUUGCAACGACCUCGACUCGUGAGCGAUGCGAAGAUGUUCUACCAACGGCUUCACGGGUCUUUGGCUAAGACCAUCGAGAACCCGGGGUCUGGAAACAUCAAAGAUGCCAAAAUGAUGGCCGUGCUGCUGGGAUUGUUCGAGAGCACUUGCGUGUUCUCUAUACGUGCUUUAGGUGACUCUGGUGAAAGUUUAGAUGAUUUACAAAGUAGCCUCGACAUGCUGUGGAAGAGGUCUGAAGCCCCCUUAGAGUCGACCAAGGUCGGUCCACUGAGGGGAGAAGCAAUCGUCCUGGAGCAGCGCUUUGCCAAAUGGGAAAACUCUCGUGCGACCGAGUUCAAGCCUACCGCGAUUGCACAUGUCAGUCAGAUCUAG
Messenger RNA from Anthostomella pinea, 447 nucleotides. Lineage: Eukaryota; Fungi; Ascomycota; Sordariomycetes; Xylariales; Xylariaceae. The record is from the annotation of a GenBank genome assembly.